Ylistrum balloti is the source of this 1849-nucleotide messenger RNA. RefSeq names its product DNA repair protein XRCC4-like. Gene Ontology annotation, cellular component: DNA-dependent protein kinase-DNA ligase 4 complex; nucleus; DNA ligase IV complex. The transcript is spliced from 12 exons. Gene Ontology annotation, molecular function: DNA binding. The record is from RefSeq and is a predicted model, not a curated record. Bases 35 to 1105 code for a protein of 356 amino acids. Lineage: Eukaryota; Metazoa; Mollusca; Bivalvia; Pectinida; Pectinidae. Gene Ontology annotation, biological process: positive regulation of ligase activity; double-strand break repair via nonhomologous end joining; DNA recombination.
UUACCUGUCUGCAGAAGUAUAUCAGACUUGCAGGAUGGACAGGAAAACAUUUAUUAAGCUUGAUCUGAAUGAAGAUAAACAAGUUUACCUGCUGACAUCUCUAGUGGAUGAAGAUCAACCUCAUUGUAAAUUUAAACUGACACUCAGUGAUGGAUGCAGAGCCUGGAUGGGACAAGUGACUCAGAUCAACAUUGGAGACCCAGCUCAGAAAAGUAAGAAAUAUCUUCCGGAGUAUCAACGACAGACUGUUGAAGCCUUCACAGGGGAGACAACUAAUGAUAAUGAAUAUCGGUUCUCACUUAAACAUCAAGCUAAUGCUGUGGAACUGUCCUGGAAAAGAAAUGUACCAUCAAAAGAAAUAGCCAUUCGGCUGGGUACAGUAUCUCUGAAGCUAUGUUCCGAUGAGAAGAGUCAAGAAGUCAUAACACAAAUAUUUCAGUUCUGUAUUGACCAGACUGGUCAAUUCAAAGACCAGAUUCGUACACUAAACAUUGACAAUGAAAACCUCGCACAAGAGCGUGUUAAUGCUUUGAAGAGGUUGGAGAAGUGUGUUGUUGCGAAAGAAGAAUUGGAGAAGGACUUGUACUCAAAGUUUGUUGCAGUACUGAACGCUAAAAAGGAGAAGAUACAAAGGCUGAAAGAUCAAUUAGAAAAUGGAGGCCCUAUACCGGUUGUUUCAGAUAGCGAGGAGGAGCCGUCAGCCAGUACCUCUGGGACAACAACGGCAAGUGUUGUGUCAGCUCGUAAGAGGAAAACUGCUGAUGAAAGUGAAGGUGAUACAUCAGAUGAGAAUGUGACACCGUCUCAGUCAACGCGAAAGAAAAAGAAAGUUACCAGACCGAGAAAAGUGGAUGACGAUGAUGGGUUAGUACUGGAGGAGAAGGAGGAUACUGUCAGUGGAUCUGGUGUGGUCAGAAGGCCUAGACGACCUCCAGGAGGAAACAAAAAACAGACGCCAUCAAAACCAGUUCUACCUAGGCUGAAUUCAGAUAGCUCAAACAGUUCUGGCAGCAACAGGAGGUCAAGAAUAAGGAAGUCAACAUCAGGCCGAUCCAAUCGUUCAUCAGACAAUGUAGAUAUUGACGAUUUACUGGACGAUAUGUAGAGAUGUUUUAGUAGUUAAACAGUGAUUGAUACUUAAUAAUGUAAUGCAUUUUAGAUGACUAUGAAUCCAUGUCUGUAUCAGGAAAAUUGUCAUAAAUCAUCACGAAAAUUAAACCACUAUGUCACCAACAGAGUAAUUUUUCUGUGAAGCUUCCAGAUGAAUCUGAAUGGCAUAAUUCUUUUGCAUGGAAAAGCACCUGUCUGAUUAAGAGGCUGAUGAUGUUUUGUUUUGACACUGUAGAGUGAUACAUGUACAAAAUGUUUGGGACGACAUCAACCCAUACUAAAGUUAUCAAUAUAUAAUUAUGCAUUGUAAAUUUAGAUGGAAUAUUGAAUUAUGAUAAAUACACACAGCUGAGUCUGCUAUUCAAGUUAUUGGUUGUGUAGUUGCUCCACCUUCAGUGGCUGUUUUACAAAUCAUCUGUCUUACAUAUCCGGCCAAUGAGAACAAAAUGAAAUGAAUCAUGGAUAAUUGAUUUCAAUAUUACAUGUUUGUUGUUGUACUUUUAUAUAAUUAUAAUAUAUGUGAUUAUCGGAGGGUUUUGUACCAACUCACAGCAAAAUGCCAUUUUUGUGUGUAUGACUCUCAGAAUGUUUAGUUUGUGAAACUUUGAGGCAGACUAUGUAAAUCAAUAUGAUAGGUACUUGAAAGAUGUAAAUGUACGUAACAUAUUUUAGAGAGAAUGUUGUAUAUUUGGUAGUAUUUUUUUUACUGAAAUAUUAAAUAAAUAAACUUUAAAAAGAA